This is a messenger RNA of Hypoxylon fragiforme, 2944 nucleotides long. RefSeq names its product glycoside hydrolase family 3 protein. Gene Ontology annotation, molecular function: beta-glucosidase activity. The transcript has 4 exons. Lineage: Eukaryota; Fungi; Ascomycota; Sordariomycetes; Xylariales; Hypoxylaceae. Gene Ontology annotation, biological process: glucan catabolic process. Bases 209 to 2824 code for a protein of 871 amino acids. The record is from RefSeq and is a predicted model, not a curated record.
CGGAGCCGUGGCCGCCGAUGUGGUUAGUACCUAAUUUCCCUCCUCCCGCACUUUUCUUUCCUUUUCCCGCGUCAUUUUUCUCUUAUAUGGCUUUGGCUUUCUUGAGUUUCCUUUUUGGCGUCUGAAGCUAUUUCCUUCCGAUUACUGCAAUUUUGCCAUAAAUUAGCCAAUAUCAGUAUCUACUACUUACUAGGCUAGGCUUGUAGCCAUGAAACCUCACAACGCUCUAUCACAAAUACUACCCGUUACGCAAUUUGUCAUACCUAACCAUGCACAGAUUGAGAAACGAGACUUAGCUUAUUCGGAGCCGCACUACCCCUCGCCAUGGAUGAACCCUACAGCCCAAGGAUGGGAGGAAGCUUAUGUGAAGGCUAAAGAUUUUGUCUCUCAACUUACACUUGCCGAGAAGGUGAACUUGACCACCGGUGUUGGCUGGCAAGGAGAGCAAUGUGUCGGCCAAGUCGGCUCCAUCCCCCGACUCGGCUUCCGUAGUCUUUGUAUGCAGGAUUCGCCGCUGGGUAUCCGUUUCGCCGAUUAUGUUUCUGCUUUCAGCUCUGGUCACACUGUGGCGGCUUCGUUUGACAGAGAUCUUAUGUACCGACGAGGUGAGGCCAUGGGCGUCGAAAACAAGAUCAAGGGUGUCGAUGUUCUCUUGGGGCCCGUCGCAGGCCCCAUUGGCCGGGUACCGGCUGGAGGCCGCAACUGGGAAGGAUUCUCUCCUGACCCUUAUCUCACCGGCGUCGCAAUUGCCGAGACUAUCAAGGGCAUUCAAGAUGCUGGCGUUAUUGCUUGCGCCAAGCAUUACAUUGGCAACGAGCAGGAACAUUUCAGACAAGUUACUGAAGAAGAAGGCCGUAAUAUCACUAUUGCGGAGAGCAUUUCCUCCAACAUCGAUGACAAGACCAUGCACGAGCUCUACCUUUGGCCAUUUGCCGACGCAGUGAGGGCUGGCGUAGGCUCAAUCAUGUGCUCAUACAACCAAGUCAACAAUUCGUAUUCUUGCCAAAACUCCAAGAUCCUAAAUAAUAUCCUAAAAGGCGAGUUAGGAUUCCAAGGAUUCGUCAUGAGUGAUUGGCAGGCCCAGCAUACAGGUGCCGCCAGCGCUGUGGCUGGUCUGGAUAUGACAAUGCCUGGAGACACCCUCUUCAACUCGGGACUCAGCUUCUGGGGAGCUAAUCUUACUCUCGCGGUGCUGAACGGAACGGUACCCCAAUAUCGUGUCGAUGACAUGGCGAUGAGAAUCAUGGCAGCGUACUUCAAGGUUGGUUUGACAUUGGAACAAACGCCAAUCAACUUCGAUUCAUGGACCAGGGAUACAUACGGCCCAAUUCAUUACGCCGCCGGCGAGGGUCACCAGCAAAUCAACUGGCACGUCGACGCUCAAGAAGACCACGGUGCUCUGAUUCGCGAGAUUGGCGCUAAAUCAACGGUACUUCUGAAGAAUAACGGCGCGCUCCCCUUGAAGAAGCCCAAAUUCCUAGCUGUAAUUGGAGAAGAUGCUGGUCCUAGUCCCUUGGGACCGAACGGAUGUUCCGAUCGUGGCUGUAACUUGGGUACACUCGCAAUGGGAUGGGGUUCAGGAUCAGCCGAUUUCCCGUACCUCAUUACGCCUCUAGACGCAUUACAAGUGCAAGCUCUUGAAGAUCAUACUCGUAUUGAGGCCAUUCUCAACAACACAGCGUCAAGCACGAUCGAGACGCUGGUCAAGCAAGAAGGCGCAACUGCCCUGGUCUUCGUCAACGCCGACUCUGGAGAAGGAUAUAUCGAAGUGGAUGGAAAUGCGGGCGACCGGAAGAAUCUGACUCUCUGGGGUAACGGAGAUGAGCUCAUCAAGAACGUCUCCUCGUUAUGCAACAACACCAUUGUCAUCAUUCACUCCGUUGGCCCCACCCUCGUAACUGACUGGUACGAUUCACCCAACGUUACCGCAAUUGUCUGGGCUGGUCUGCCAGGCCAAGAGAGCGGUCGAUCGAUCGUGGAUGUACUCUACGGCAGGGUCAACCCUGCAGGCCGAACACCCUUCACCUGGGCAGCAAAGCGAGAAGACUAUGGCGCUGAUGUCCUAUAUGAGCCUAACAAUGGCGGGGAUGCACCUCAGCAGGAUUUCCCCGAGGGAGUUUUCAUCGACUAUAGAGCACUGGAUCGCGCCGAGAUCAAGCCGAUCUUUGAGUUUGGAUUCGGUCUAUCAUAUACCACUUUUGAGUAUUCAGACAUCCAGGUUCAGAAGUGCGAGGCCGCAGAGUACCAGCCCACCACUGGCCAAACCGCUGAAGCUCCAUCAUUUGGUAACUACUCGACUGAGCUGGAAGACUACCUCUUCCCAUCAGCCUCCUUCCCUUACAUCUGGCAAUACAUUUAUCCCUAUGUCAACACCACCUCAUCCCUCGAAGAGGCGUCUAUGGACCCCCACUAUGGCCAGACGGCUGCCGAGUUCCUACCGCCAGGAGCCAUCGACUCCGAGGCGCAGGCUCUUCACCCAGCCGGACCAGGUCUGACUGCGGCACCCGGCGGCAACGCUCAGUUGUACGAUACCCUAUACACGGUCACCGCCAAGAUCACCAACACAGGCGAGCUAGCAGGCGAUGAGGUCCCGCAACUAUACGUCUCCCUUGGCGGAGAAGACGAUCCCCCAGUCGUCCUCCGUGGCUUCGAUCGCUUCAGCAUCGAGCCAGGUGCCUCGCAGGUCUUCCAGGCCGUGCUCACGCGCCGCGAUGUCAGCAACUGGGACGUCGCAUCCCAGAACUGGGUCAUCACCGACUCGCCCAAGACAGUGCAUGUCGGUCCUAGCAGCCGCAACCUACCGCUUAGCGCGCCGCUGUCUUGAGUCCACAGGACCUAGCGCUUUAUCUACCUAGGUACAGGGGUUGAUAGGAAGCAUUGAAGUGCCGAUUGGAUACUUCGAUUGUGGGCUUGAGUAGAGUAUUCUUGUAUAUAAGUAGAAGUA